CCUUCGGCUAAAAUAGUUCAACAAUUUUUAACUCUGCUUUGUUCGAAGUGUUUUAUUUUUAAUUUUGCAUUUUAAUAAACAAAAGGAGAUGCACAACUUCAUAUUCUACAUAUUCCUCGUUUGGCUUAGCUGUCUUAGCGAUCUAACUGUGAUGUGCUACAAAAUACCAGAAGUUAAGCUUGACGUACUUCCGAACGGAUUUCGAGUGUCUAUACCGCAUGAAGCUGGCAUUACAAGUGUAAUUUAUAACAUCGAGAUAAACGAGCAGUGUCCGUUAAUAUACGAUCUGAUAACAGCGCAGCGAGGCAAUUUUUGGAUCAGUGAACAAAACGCCAGAAAAUUAUAUGUAAAUGAUGAAAUAAAAAUCAAUGUCGUGGUGCAGCAUAACGAUAAUAUUUUUGCACGCACCGACAUAAUAGAUAUUUUUCAAAAUUUUGAACUCACUUAUGAAACCGUUAAAAAUGGCGACCAACCGGUAGAUGCUUGUGAUUUUGAUGCAUGGAACGAGAAUGCUGGAAAUGUAGAUAAUAUAGACAAACGCAGCAUUACGAAGGUCAUUUUAAAAAAUCAACAAUCAAGCAAAUUGUACGAACCGAAUGAAUUAAUUUUUGAAGAGAAUUUCAAUACCUUGAAUAAUUCUAUAUGGAGUUAUGAUCUGUAUAUGCAUUCAAAUGCGAUUGGUGAUGGAUCUGAGGAAUUUACUAAGUUCACUAAUGAUGAAAAUCACAUUUCGGUGCAAAACGGUUCGCUAUGGAUAGCACCUAAAAUAUCUCCGAAGCGGCGAAAGGAGGCAUUUCGUAUUACCGGGUGUAGUGCACCUGCAUGUUAUAAAAACCGAAAGGAGACAUGCAUCUAUGAAAAGAAAAGGAAUAGAUUUUACAUGUUUCCACCGCCCGUAGAUUCUGCGAAAAUCAACACAGCAAAUGUAUUUAGCUUCACAUAUGGGCGCAUCGAAGUCAGUGCAAAACUGCCGGAAGGUGAUUGGUUAAUUCCGUACAUCAUGCUCCAACCUGACCAGCCUAAUUGUAGUAUACGCAAGCAACUCCGAAUCGCUUAUGCCACUGCAAAAGACUUGGAAAAAUCCCGUAUUCGUGGUGGCCCAGUCAUACUUUAUGCCGCUCCUAAUCCCACCAGACCUAAGGUAAAUUUUUUCGAACGUACAAGUCAUAUGGUCUUCCAAACUGGUGUUAAGCCGAAUGAAUACCACAACUACACUAUGGUAUGGACUUCAAAGCAAAUAGCUAUGUAUGUUGAUGGCACAAAGUACGGUUGCAUUCCAAAUAACGGCGAAUAUACUGAAAGUUACCAUAUCGUUUUGGGUGUCUCUGCUGGAGGACAUUUGGAAUAUAAACACAUCACUUCAAAACCAUGGAUUAACGGUGUAAAUAGCGCCGUAAAACAGUUUCAAGAAAGCUUUACUGAAUGCUGUGCAAGGUUUGGCGCAGAGGGUGAAUGUACUGAUGAAAAAUGCUUAAGAAAAAAAAAAGGUAAAAAAUAUUGCACACAAGAGGAGAUGUAUUAUGUGAAGAAAAUAUGCAGCAAACCAUGGGGUUUACAUGCACCUAUGGAAAUUAAUUAUGUACGAGUAUAUGCUGUAUAGUACCAUUAAAUAGAAUUGAGCAACUACGUGAAUGCGGAGAAAUAAAUUUACAUAUGCAUAAGCAUGUACAUACAUACAUACUAAAUACAUAUAUCACAGAACGCCUACUUGCCAUAUGAUUUAUUGUGACUGAUUAUUCUCUAUUAUUUCUAUCAGAUUCGCUUCUGUACAAAUGUAUUGCAUAUGUAUGUAAAAAUUGAAAGUUUCUUAGUAAAAAUUUUGCAUUAUGGGGUUGCUCUUUUUGCUUUUGUGUUUAUGUUUUAUUCAUUGACCAGCGACUGUAGAAAAUCAAGCAUAAAUA
Anastrepha obliqua is the source of this 1901-nucleotide messenger RNA. RefSeq names its product gram-negative bacteria-binding protein 1-like. The transcript is spliced from 5 exons. NCBI's taxonomy places the organism in Eukaryota, Metazoa, Arthropoda, Insecta, Diptera, Tephritidae. Gene Ontology annotation, biological process: carbohydrate metabolic process. The coding region runs from base 89 to 1600 and encodes 503 amino acids. Gene Ontology annotation, molecular function: hydrolase activity, hydrolyzing O-glycosyl compounds; carbohydrate binding. The record is from RefSeq and is a predicted model, not a curated record.